This is a messenger RNA of Maylandia zebra (zebra mbuna), 442 nucleotides long. NCBI's taxonomy places the organism in Eukaryota, Metazoa, Chordata, Actinopteri, Cichliformes, Cichlidae. The record is from RefSeq and is a predicted model, not a curated record.
AACAGGAUGAUGAUCGCACCAGUCUGCCUCAUGAUCACUGCUACUCUGAGCAUCCAUCCCGGCAGGUCAGUCUUCUUUUAUUAUGAAACCGUGACUCUGAGCUGUGCAGUGCCAGGCAGCUUCAGCAGCUGGACAGUGAAGAGAAACACCUCCACAAGGUCUUCUGUUUCAUGUGAAACCUGGGGCCAAUUAAAUGGAUCCUCCUGCACCAUCAAAGGUGUCUACCCAUCAGACAGUGGAGUGUACUGGUGUGAGUCUGACAGCAGGGAGUGCAGCAACACCAUCAACAUCACAGUGCUGGUGUCAUCCUGCAGGGUCCUGCUGUUCCUCUGACUGAGGGAGACAGUGUGACACUAAACUGCUCCUAUAAGGAAAAAUAUGCAAAGGAGUCUACGUCCAAUUUCAGUACUGCUUUCUACAGAAAUGGUACUUUUUUUGAAAA